This is a messenger RNA of Mauremys reevesii (Reeves's turtle), 3423 nucleotides long. RefSeq names its product WD repeat and FYVE domain containing 2 (gene WDFY2). NCBI's taxonomy places the organism in Eukaryota, Metazoa, Chordata, Testudines, Geoemydidae. The transcript is spliced from 12 exons. Gene Ontology annotation, molecular function: metal ion binding; protein binding. The record is from RefSeq and is a predicted model, not a curated record. The coding region runs from base 167 to 1369 and encodes 400 amino acids.
AGUUGCAGGGGUGGCGCUAGUUGCCGCGCGAGCUGCUGUUUUGGUUCCUGGUCCUGAGGGAUUCCACAGGGCGCGAGCCGCGGUCCCGCCUCCCCCCUUUGCUGCAGCUGCUGCAGAGCGGCGCCGCCCCCUGCCCCGCCGCAGCCGGAGCCCGGCGGCGCUGCCCAUGGCCGCUGAGAUCCAGCCCAAGGCGCUGACCCGCAAGCCCGUCCUGCUCAGCAAGGUGGAGGGAUCCCAGGAUGUAGUGAGCAUGGCCGCGAUCGUGCCCAAGGAGGACGGGGUCAUCAGCGUCUCCGAGGACAGAACUGUCCGUGUGUGGCUGAAGAGAGAGAGUGGGCAGUAUUGGCCUAGCAUAUAUCAUGCAAUGCCAUCUCCAUGUUCAUGCAUGUCUUUUAACCCGGAAACAAGAAGGCUGUCCGUAGGUCUAGACAAUGGUUCAAUCUCAGAGUUUAUUUUAUCAGAAGAUUACAACAAGAUGACACCAGUCAAAAGUUACCAGGCUCACCAAGGCAGGGUUAUGAUGAUUCUGUUUGUCCUGGAGAUGGAAUGGGUGUUAAGCACAGGACAGGACAAGCAAUUCACCUGGCAUUGCUCGGAGAGUGGGCAGCGGCUCGGAGGGUAUCGCACCAGUGCGGGGGCCUGCGGCCUGCAAUUUGAUGUUGAGACCCGACAUGUGUUUAUAGGUGACCAUUCUGGGCAGGUAACCAUUCUCAAACUAGAGCAAGAGAACUGCAGCCUUGUCACAACAUUUAAGGGACAUACAGGUGGUGUCACUGCUCUUUGUUGGGACCCAGUGCAGCGAGUUUUGUUCUCAGGCAGUUCAGAUCAUUCCAUUAUUAUGUGGGACAUAGGAGGAAGAAAAGGAACAGCCAUUGAAUUACAAGGACACAACGAUAAAGUUCAGUGUCUCUCCUAUGCUCCCCACACAAGACAGCUCAUCUCUUGUGGUGCAGAUGGUGGAAUUGUUAUCUGGAAUAUGGAUGUUGAGAGACAGGAGACACCGGAGUGGUUGGACAGUGACUCCUGUCAAAAGUGUGACCAGCCUUUCUUCUGGAAUUUUAAACAGAUGUGGGACAGUAAGAAAAUAGGCCUUAGACAGCAUCACUGCCGGAAGUGUGGGAAAGCAGUGUGUGGCAAAUGCAGCUCUAAGCGCUCCUCCAUACCACUGAUGGGAUUUGAGUUUGAAGUGAGAGUCUGCGAUAGCUGUCACGAAUCGAUAACGGAUGAGGAACGUGCACCCACAGCCACUUUCCAUGACAGUAAGCACAACAUUGUCCAUGUACACUUUGACGCAACCAGGGGAUGGUUAUUGACUUCUGGGACAGACAAGAUGAUUAAGUUGUGGGAUAUGACACCAGUAGUGUCUUGAUGAUACGUCAGUGGAACUUAAAAGGCGGUAUUUACUGAAGAAACAGAUUUCCUAACCCUAAUCGUAUUGCAGAAGAUAAAAUGCUGUGUGUAUAUGGCAGAUAAGGAAGGAGCUAACACAUCUGUGACGAUUUUUCAAGUCAUCGGCUAGAUCAAUGGUGAACAUUUGCACGAAGACUCUAUUUCAACUUUGUUCUCAAAAUAUCCGAGAAGGUAUUUUUUUAACUAACGGUUUGUACGAUCUGGCUGUGUUCAGUUAUUUUGAGUUUAUCUGGAAAAUCUGUGUGCAAUGCAAUUUAGUUUUUAUAUUUCAUUACGUUGGUAUACUUGUUGCUUUGUGUGAAAGGGUUCUUUGUUUUGUGUCUGGGCUUGUAAGAAAGUUUCCAAUCUCAACACACUGUACAAAGCUAUCAGAGUUCCCCAGAGAGAACCUAUUUAUUUGUGAUGUUUUUGCUAACAGCCUCUUCAGUGGAGCAACUUUGAGCAAGACCUUGCACCUUUGCUUACUGCUUCUGUGGAUCUGUGGAACUAUUGCACCAUUCCGAAAAGGGCUCUUCCAUCUACUUGUUCUAGCAAAUAUCACCUUGAGAUGGUAUUUUAUUGUUGCAUGAAAUGAAAUUCAGUUCCUUCUGUCUCUUCCCUUGCCACCCACAUUGCAAAAUCAAGGGGCUGGGUUGCUUAGCAACUAAUCUUACAAUAGCUGAAAUAGUUUUCCAGCCCAGAGCAUUAACAAGGAGUGUCCAUACCAGUUUGAAUUUGAUGAGGCCACAAAGGCUGAUUCAAAUUAAAUUGACAGCAGCUUGUAGAACUGUGGAGUUGUAUAAAAGGGUGUCUAAACAGGCUUGGUCGGGCCCAAACAAGGCCAUUUCUUCCUCAUGAAGCAUCAUGUCAACGUUUACGUCCAUCUCUUUCGCUGGAGAGAAUCUUAACUUUCCCAUUCCUGUUCCCCACCCAGUUAUUCAUAUUUAUUUUAAAAUUGCUGAUGGUUUUUAUUAAUCGUGUAUGUGGUCCAGAAACUAAUGUUGUUGACUCACACCCAUUGUCCUGCUGUCACGUUUGGCAGUUUCUUUUCAAAAAUAAAAAUGAUUAAAAAACCCACCCUGGUCCAAAUGACCUUUUUAAAGGGAUAUUGUCAAGGUUCAUAGGCAGGAAAAUUGUCCUCCUUCCACAGGGGUCCCAUCUGGAAGGUCCUUACUUUCUGGAUUCCUUGAAUGUUCCGUUUAUAAAUAAAUUAUUGUGGCCAUGCUUUGAAGAAACUAAAAGUGGAAAGACUGCAGCAGAUACUGCCAGACCUUUCAUAUGGGACCACUAUCAAGGUAGGCACCAUGAUCUGGGGACUUGGAUACACAACUGGUAAUCAGCAAGUCAGUGGCACAAGCUAGGUCUUCCAUGUGGCCUUGCUGAAGUGACUUGCCCCUCUCUGUGCAUCAUCCCCCCACUGUAAACUGGAGUGUAAUGAUACACACCCACCUUUGUAAAGCACGUUGCAGGCUGCGGGUGUCAAGUGCUGUAGUGCUACGUGUGCAAACACCUACUCUUGCCCCUUGCCUGCAGUAGGUAACUUUAUUUUUUUUAAUAAUGAGUGAAUAAAAUAUAACUAGUUCUUCAGCCAUCAUCAGUUGUCAUAGUAAAGGAUGAGUAAGUAGGGGUGUGCGCACACCAAGGUUGGUCCAUCUUUCUGAGAAUUCUGUGUUUUGCAUUAUUUACUCUAUAGGUUUGCCAGUCCUGAUAUUCUCCCUGUUAAAAUGACCCCACUCUUGCUUUAUUGGACAUGCUGCCAAGUAUCUGUUUCUCCUCUAAGCAGCCCCAUUUUAACGUACAUUUUCAAACACGAUAAAGACUUAGCUAAAAGAAUAUUUUCCAAUGUAAAUGUUAAUUCUUUUGCAAGCCAUCCUGCUUUCUCUCAUGGCAGCUGGCUGCUGAUUUUCUCCUCCCACUGGAAAAUGGUUCAAAGGUGGGUCAUUACACCUGUUCCAUAUUGUAUGACUAAGGCUACACUUAAGUCAUGGGUAUUUUUAGUAAAAGUCAUGGACAGGUCACGGGCAGUAAACAAAU